This is a messenger RNA of Thermothelomyces thermophilus ATCC 42464, 463 nucleotides long. RefSeq lists its product as uncharacterized. Gene Ontology annotation, molecular function: RNA binding; translation initiation factor activity. The record is from RefSeq and is a predicted model, not a curated record. The coding region runs from base 92 to 451 and encodes 119 amino acids. NCBI's taxonomy places the organism in Eukaryota, Fungi, Ascomycota, Sordariomycetes, Sordariales, Chaetomiaceae. Gene Ontology annotation, biological process: translational initiation. The transcript has a single exon. Gene Ontology annotation, cellular component: nucleus.
AAGUCUAAAAUUCCAUGGCGGGGGUCAUUGCGUGCCGUCUGAUGACGGAAGCUCUCCGCUCACCCAAAGCGAACCGAAACUCGCGACAAACAUGGGAAAACCGAAGCGUGCUGUCCUCGCUGCAGCGCAGGAGUCAGCGACCCCUCCCGACGAGCUUACCGAGACCCAAUUCGUUGCGCGCGUCCAAAAGGCCGAAGGCAACAGCCUUUACACAUGCGAGCUUCCCAACGGAAAGCCUGUCCUCGUCGAGCUCGAGCCAAAGUUUCGGAACACCAUCUUCAUCAGGCGCGGCGGGUAUGUGCUGGUAGAUCUGGCGUCCGCGGCCGAGCGGUCGAAGGCUAGCAAGGUGGUGGGCGAAAUCAUCAACAUCGUGCGCGAAGAGAAGGAGUGGCGAAAGCAGCCUUACUGGCAUGUCCUCCAUGCUUGUCGUAUGCUUCCGAGUCGCCUCUAACAUCGCUGCACA